Messenger RNA from Recurvomyces mirabilis, 699 nucleotides. RefSeq lists its product as uncharacterized. Lineage: Eukaryota; Fungi; Ascomycota; Dothideomycetes; Mycosphaerellales; Teratosphaeriaceae. The record is from RefSeq and is a predicted model, not a curated record. The transcript has a single exon. The coding region runs from base 1 to 699 and encodes 232 amino acids.
AUGCCGACCACCUCCAAACCCAACUACUUUCUCCGCCUGCCCCUCGAAACCCGCCACCUGAUCUACACCCACCUCUUCGCCUCCGCCGGCGAGAAAAUCCCCUGCGUCCUCGACAUCUCCCGCCCCGAAAACGUCUACUGCAAAGACUACAGCAACUCCGACCGGGAAUUCAUUGGCGAGGAGAAUAAGAUCGCGCUGUUGAGGACUUGCAAACAGAUUCUUGUGGAGGCGAAGCCCGUGUUGUAUGUUUCCACGUUAUUCCAGAUCGAAUUCUAUACGGAGGAGUGUGAGGACACGGAGGAGUCGUGGAAGGAUUUGGGGGCGGUGGAGGAGUGUGACUUUUUGCGUCAUGUUAAGUUCUUGCAGCUGUGGGUUACGGUGGGUAAAGUAAAUGAUCAGCAUGAGCGGCUUGGGGUUCCGGGGUCGGAUAUGUGGCCUGCGGAUUUCACGGCGGAGAUGGUGGAGACGUUUGUCGAGAUCGUCGGGAGUAAGGUCAGGGGUGGGAUAGUGGUGGGGGGGUUGUCUGUGGUGUAUGAUGUUUUUGAUUAUGAGGGUGGUGGAGAUUUGGUGGAGGUUUUGAGGGGGUUUGGGGGGUUGAGGGCUAGGGGGGGUUUUGAGGUGGAUGUUUUAUGGGGGCGUCGGAGGAGGUCGCGGCUAUGGUUGAGGAGAUUGGGGGGGGGUGUUGGUUGGCGAGGAUGA